Molecule: messenger RNA, 1146 nt
Organism: Amaranthus tricolor (Joseph's coat)
Lineage: Eukaryota; Viridiplantae; Streptophyta; Magnoliopsida; Caryophyllales; Amaranthaceae
Product: probable phospholipid hydroperoxide glutathione peroxidase
Exons: 6
Coding region: 367-879 (170 amino acids)
Biological process (GO): response to oxidative stress
Cellular component (GO): cytosol
Molecular function (GO): glutathione peroxidase activity
Source: RefSeq, a predicted model, not a curated record
UUACCACCUACCUCUGUUCACAUUACCCGCAAUCUCCAUUUUCAAUACAAACUAGAAACCACCCUCUCAAUUCUCAAAUUUAUGGCGCUUUCUUCUAUUUCUUUCCAUCUAAGUAUACUCCUUUCAAACUUCGCUUUCUAAACUUAAUUAACUUGAUUGAUUCCUUUCCAUAUGUUACAUGAUUUCAUCCAUGAUUUUAUAUAUAUACCCUUUCUUUUAUUGACUUUCCCCUCUAUGUUUUUCAUCUACUCUCCUUAAACACAGAAUUUUAGCUAUUUCUUCAUCAAUUACUCUUAUUUGUUUUCUGCGUAUUUUAAUCAAUCACCUGUUUUCAACCUUUAAGAUUUAAGAUUACUACUACACUCCAUGGCAAGUGAUUCUUCUUCUCAACCCAAUUCAAUUCACGAUUUUGUUGUCAAGGAUGCUCGUGGAAAUGAUGUUGAUCUUAGUAUUUACAAAGGAAAGGUGCUGUUGAUUGUCAAUGUUGCUUCACAAUGUGGUUUGACCAAUUCAAACUACACAGAGAUGGCUAAAUUGUACGAAAAGUAUAAAGACAAAGGCCUAGAGAUUUUGGCAUUCCCAUGCAACCAAUUCGGCAACCAAGAGCCAGGCACUAAUGAGGAGAUCAUGCAGUUUGCUUGCACUCGUUUUAAGGCUGAGUACCCCAUUUUUGACAAGGUGGAUGUGAAUGGUAGUAAUGCUGCACCCAUAUACAAGUUCUUGAAAGCAAAAAAAGGUGGGAUUUUUGGAGACGGAAUCAAGUGGAAUUUCACCAAAUUUCUCGUAGACCAAAACGGAGUUGUUGUAGAUCGUUAUGCUCCAACUACUUCCCCAUCGAGCAUCGAGAAGGACAUCAAGAAACUGCUUGGUAUCUCAUGAAGUGUUGCGUUCCUUGGAGACUGAUUCGCUUGCUAAGACGGGACACAUAGGAUAUCCAAAAUAAAAAGUCGCGAUGAACAUCUAUGUGUGAUGUGUUUCGUUUGUUUGUUCACAUUCAUGCAGUAUUUAAUUAUGGGUUAUGUAUCUAUGAAAGUUGUUCAUUAGUUCACAAUACACUCUUUUCUUGGUUUACAUUGUAUCAAGAUGUAUUUCAUGCUCAAAGAAUUGUUUUUACUACAUAUAAUGCAGUUUAAGGGUUUUGAAUAA